AUGCCCAUGGUAUGCAUUAAACAAGAUCGAAUAUAUGAAAAUAUUCAAUAUUUCUUCUGGUUUCCUUCAGCAUGCGAUCUUUACGGGUUCAGCGGUGGUCUGUUCGGUUUUGCCUCAUUGACCACAAUGGUUAUGAUUUCCCUGGAACGCUAUUUUACAAUAGUUUGGUACGUAGAACCUCGAAUGCAGCUUAAUCAUCGAAGAGCAUGGGUCACAAUUGCAUUCAUAUGGAUUUGGGCCGCAAUUUGGCCAUCCCCGCCUUUGUUCGGUAUUGGUCGCUACGUUCUUGAAGGAUUUCACACUUCAUGUAGUUUUGACUACAUCUCGAGAGACUGGCCUAAUCUCAUUUUUAAUACCGGUCUGUACAUAUUUGGAUUUGCGUUACCCGUGAUGGUGAUUACUCUUUGUUACUUCGAAAUUGUUCGUUUUGUGAGAAGAAACGAGCGGGAACUAGUCAAACUGCAAGAGCGCUCGAACGACAAAUCGACCAGUAGUCGAACUCCAGGCUACCGCAAAGUGGACGUGGAUGCUGCAAAGUCAGCCGUCCUUAUAAUUGCGCUGUUUCUGAUGGCAUGGCUUCCAUACGCCACAGUGUGUGCUGCCGCCCUGUUCGGAUGUCAUGAGAACCUCAAUCCAUUUUGGACAGAGCUGCCAGGGCUAUUUGCCAAAACAUCUGCUAUUUACAAUCCCUUUAUCUACAUGAUCAAAAAUCCAAAUUUUCGGCGAAAACUGUGGCAAAAGUUUGGAUUUUUCCACUGGUGCUUGCCUAGACGACGUGUAAGUUUGAACUACAUGUCUCUUGAAGAACAGAAGUGA
Molecule: messenger RNA, 816 nt
Organism: Echinostoma caproni
Lineage: Eukaryota; Metazoa; Platyhelminthes; Trematoda; Plagiorchiida; Echinostomatidae
Source: the annotation of a GenBank genome assembly